GUCCCGGAAUGUGAAAAUUUUCAGAUUCUUGUAAUGAUAGUGGAGUUUCCGACCCAAUUGCAUUUUAUCACUGCUGGAGUAGAGAAUAAAUAAAAAAAUUGCCAAUUUUAGUGCCUUAAUGUGAACGUGCCAAGAAUAAGAAAAUGUUUUUCUAUGGUGUACGAGUUUUUGUAGGAAUUUUUACGACGGUUUGUGCUUUGUUUGGAGGUGAGUAGAAAAAUGCUCUGAUGACAUUCUUGGAAUUCCUUCACUUCUUGUCGGUUUUUCGAGUCUAUAAAAGCAUGGGCGGAAAAUUAUAGUAAUUAUAGCAUUUGUUUUAGCUACCUAUAUUUAUUGAUAUUUUAUACAGUGUGUUCAUAAAGUGACGUAACUUGCUAUUACUUCGAAUUAUGUUAGGUUUUUCAAAUAAUUCAGGCGAUCAAAAUGAGACGAUUAGAAAUAUACAGGAUGUACUAUUUUUAAAAAUGUACAUACUUUAUAUUGAAACAACCACUUCCUACCAACUUUACAGAAAUCGAAAACAUUACUUCAGAAACACGCUGUAUAUAGUUAAUCCAAAAUAAAUUAUGGGUAGAUGUAUUAUUUUUCAAUUUUUUAUAAUAAGCAUAAAAAGAAAAUAUACAAAAUAGAGUGUAUAUAUUAGAGUGUUUUUGCUCAAAAUUAAGAGCCUUUGCUUCCACAAACUCAUAAAUUUUGUCAAAAAAUAAUCCAUUCCAAAAUGACAAUACUUUUCUGAUGUUACACACGACUAUACCCCGUAUAAUGGACGUAAUGUCUUUUUGGCAUCUCCGUCACCCCUAACCGUCAUUUUUCUUUACUACGACGCAUACACAUUACCUUUCGUACCCUCUUUUAUACAAUCAUUCAACAUAAUAAAAAAUUAUUUGAUAGCUCAGAUUUGGUUUUAUGAUAUAAAGAUCUCAGGUUAGAAUCUGUAUCCAUACACUUGAUAAAUACGACCUAUAGGAUAGGUGACCCGCAAUACGUAUAAAAGUAGAUAUUAUGAGAUCAUUAACGGAUGGAAACAGCACACAAGAGAUUUGACAUACAUGACGGAUGACAUAUGCGAUAAUGACAUAAUAGUAGCGUUCCUUUUGCAUGAAAUCUCAGAUAACUUUAACUCAAAUUAGAGGAAUUGAGAUAUUUACCUCCCCCUUACGGAUGCAGCACCAAUUUUUUGUUUUAUUGAAAAUUAUGACGAUGUAUGUACUUGUUUUUGGAUUAGUGCUUAGUGAUUAACAUCGUAGUUAAGAUUCGCGAAUAGUUUUCAUUUUACUACUUUUGCAUUGAUUAGUGCAUGUCUCAGUUUGUCAUUCCAUUUGACCCACCAUAUCAAAGUGAGAAUAGGUCAGCUGAUAUUCUCUGCUCAAUUUGAAACAAAUCAGAUUUUUUGGAAAAGGAAAGCUAUGAAUAAUGGUCGAUGACAAAUUACAAUGACACCCAAUAUGGCUGUCUCUGAUGACAGAUGUGAACACCCCCACCACUUCUAUUCUUAGCUAUUCUAUUAAAGAAAAUUUAAUGAGUUACAAUAUACAAUAAUAAACCAAUCUACAUAUAUUAUGAAAUUAUGCUUUUCGUUGAAACAGAAGAAAUUUUGAAGAUUUAGUGACAGAAAAUUUGUCGACAACUAGGGAUACUCUAAGAAGAAAUUGAUAAAUAAUUUCGAGGAUAGCCUCAAAUGUAUGGUUAUCAUUGAAAUAUAUCUGGCAACGUCGCAAGGAAAAAAUUACUGAAUUAUAUUAGCUUGUUAUACAAUAAUAUUUAGAAAUAAAUAUUAGAAAAUAAGGGUAUUUGUUUUUUAGGAUAUAAAAAUGGCGGAAAAGGAAUUUAGUUCCUAUAAUUCACUUUUUAACAUUAAACAACAAUUGUUUUACAUCAUGUAUUCAAUUGUCAUUUGAAAUACAGCAAUGCGUAUAUAGGUCCGGCUUUGAUAGUAAAAUGACCAUAUUAGAAUAUUUUGUUUUCUUGGCAUUUUUACAAAAAAGAAAGAAAUUUAAGUAUUGUAAGCGACCUACAUUUUUAACCUUGGCAAUAAGCCAUUGAAAAUCAUCAAUAUACGUGAUAAAUGUAUCUAACCUAGUUGCUUAUCAAAAACACCUAUCAGAAAUUUACAUUUUCUGUCAAUAUUUGCUUCAAAAACUACUCCAAAAAUACAGAAUUUAUUAUAGUUAGGUUAGUUAUAAUAAAAUAUAUACUUUUGUAAUAUAAAUAACUAUUCCUCACAUUAAAAAUGAAUAAUGGGAAUGUACAACGUCAUAUUAGACACUAUUUUACAUCUACAUAGAAUCUUGGGAAAUAAAUUGAGGUUAGCUGCUCGAUGUUUUAAAGAAGUUAAAAUUAAAGUUCCUCCAGCGGUUUUAAAAGGACACGAAGUUGUACUACAAUGUACUUACGAUUUGGAAGGUGAUAAGCUUUAUUCUUUAAAAUGGUAUCAUAACUCUGCAGAAUUUUACAGAUAUACAUUAACAGGUGAGAGUUCCGUAAAGCCAUUUAAACUGAAAGGUUUUCACGUGAUACCCGAAAAAUCGAAUGCCACUCACGUUUAUCUGAAGCACGCCACUAGAGCGAUGAGCGGUCAAUACAGUUGUGAAGUAACCGCGGAUCAACCAAGUUUUUUUACUGAUAUGAAAACGGCGGUAUUAGAAGUCGUCGAUCCGCCCGUUAACGAACCCUAUAUAAGUAAUGUGAAAUCAAGAUAUAAAGUUGGUGAUUAUUUGAAAGCGAUUUGUAGUGCAGAUAAAUCAGAUCCGGCAGUAAACAUGACUUGGUAUUUGAAUGGACGACCGGUUGAGGAGCCGUACGUUAAGAAAUACAAAAAAACAGUUGAAGGAAAUUACAUAAGCUCCCAUUCGACCAUACAAUUUGCUGUUACUGAACAACUAUUCGAUAGAGGGAAAUUGAGGCUACGCUGUUCAACAAAUAUACACGAUGUGUGGCAUAGAAGUUGUGAGAGAACCGUAGAACUAAAAAUGGAGGAUGAUUAUGCUGCUGCUUAUUUGCCUACGUCGACUACAGAGUUUUAUCACGAAAAAUUUUGGUUGUACGUAGCUAGAGAUAAUCCAGAAGCAACAGAAUGGACUGUUACCAACUCCAAUAGUUCUACAAAUUCGAUACGAUAUAACAGUGCAAUAAUUUUUGUUACUAUUAUUAUUUGUAUAAGGUGAUGGUUUUAAAUUAAACCAUAGGGUAUGUUGUUCUUCCGAGAUUCAAAAAUUUUUUAAUAUUGUCAAAUAUGGCAAUUAAAACAAUUAAAAUCUGGUUCGAACAUACCGAGUCUAAUUCACUGAAUAAACGAGAGUACUAUGAAUAGAAAUCCUUUUUUGAAUAUAGAGGUAAAUCUUACAUUGAUUUUUCUUUUCAAUUUAUUCGAUAAAAUCGAUUUUAUAAACUAUAAUAUGCCAUAAAUUGAUCGCUCUUCAACUCAAAUAUGUAUGCAGGAUUCAAGAAAGCGAUUAAAUUUAUUUAAUCUGAAAUAUAAUAAAUUUGAUAUGUUGAAUCGCUUCUGGGACAUGCUGUACAUAAUCCAAUGCAAUAUUUAAAAUUAAAAACCGGACCUGAACGAGUAUACUUCUUCUUAAUAUGAAAAAAUGUUAAAGUUUGCCUACCAGAGUCUUUAUAAAGACAGUGACAAUCAUGUGAAUUAAUUAUAAACUUAAUAGGGGAAAAUUAUGGUGGAAAUUCUGGUGCAUUAGUGAAGCCAGUAAAUUACAUCAUCUUCCUGUGAUUAUCUUCUAAAAUCCAUCAUCUUCCAGUGACAGUAAUUUGAAUAAGUUUAAGGGGGAGGGGGAAUUGAGGAAACAAACCAGGUGCAUUAGUCAAGUCAUUACAUUACAUUAUCUUCCUGUGAUUAUCUUCUGAAAUUCAUCAUCUUCCAAUAACUAUAAUUUGAAUUUAUAAUAAACUUAGUGGAGGGAAAUUAUGGUGGGGAACCUGGGGCAUUAGUUGAGCUAUCACAUAACAUCAUCUCCUAAAAUUCAUCAUUUUCCAGUGAUUUAUUAUAAAUUUAACAGGGUGAAAUUAUGGUGGAAAUUCUGGUGCAUUAGUGAAGCCAGUACAUUACAUCAUCUUCCUGUGAUUAUCUUCUAAAAUUCAUCAACUUCCAGUGAUUAUAAUUUGAAUUAUUGAUAAAGUUAAAGGGGUGGAAUUAUGGUGGAAAACCUGGGGCAUUAGUUGAGCUAUAACAUAACAUCACCAUCUUGUUGUUAUCUUCCAAAAUUCAUCAUCUUCCAGUGACAAUAAUAGGAACUUUUUAAUGAUUUUACUUACCUAAAGAUUUGUUGAAUCCGGAAAGAACAAAUCCCAAAAAAAUAUUUAAAUAAAUGUUACAAAUAUUGAAUUGUGAUAAUAUUUUACCGUACUGUAUUCAUUGAAAAUGCCAAAGCUUCAGAUUAUAUAAAUAAAUGUAUAUUUAAAUAAUUGUGAGAUUACCAAUGAAAAAAAUAUGUAAUUUUAUUUAAUAAAUACUGCUGGAAUA
Messenger RNA from Diorhabda carinulata, 4474 nucleotides. RefSeq lists its product as uncharacterized. The transcript is spliced from 6 exons. The coding region runs from base 2238 to 3164 and encodes 308 amino acids. The record is from RefSeq and is a predicted model, not a curated record. Lineage: Eukaryota; Metazoa; Arthropoda; Insecta; Coleoptera; Chrysomelidae.